Molecule: messenger RNA, 666 nt
Organism: Helobdella robusta
Lineage: Eukaryota; Metazoa; Annelida; Clitellata; Rhynchobdellida; Glossiphoniidae
Exons: 3
Coding region: 1-666 (221 amino acids)
Source: RefSeq, a predicted model, not a curated record
AUGGCCACGUUGGAGAGAAAACAGAUGGUUUUGAUAACGUGCAUGGCGGUUUUGGCUAUGGAAAACGGAAUGAAGAUGGCAACAGCAUCCUUGAGUUUGCUGAAAGAUAAAGGAAACUACAAGGCUAUGGUGAAGUACAUAGAUGUUAAUUUAUGGAAAAAUUACAAUGAAAUUUCAAACUUGGAUUUAUAUGCUUCACAGGAGGUAAUCAUUAACAUGUGGAUUGUAUUCAAAUCAGUGAUAUUGGAGGCAGCAAAUAUAUUUGUUCCUACGUUUGGUUUUGAAUCACCAAAGUUGAAGUUUUCUGAUGAACUAGAGUGCCUAAUAAGAUUAAAAAGAAAUACCUGGGAAAAAUAUUCUAAAUCAAAGGAUAUUAUGCUUUUUAAUAAGUUUAAAUCAAUACGAAACCAGAUAAAAAGAAAAAUCUAUGAACUAAAGUCUGACAUUGCCAAAAAGUUUGCUAAAUUUUUCAAUAGUGACUUUUGUUCAGAUGCAGGUAACAAUGAAAAUGUACAUUUUGAAAAUAAUUUUGUGAUGGCUGAGGGUGAAAUGAUACCUCUUGUUUUGUUGGAAGAGAUUGUCUGUGAUAAAAUGAAACGUCUAGAGAUAUAUAAAUCAGCAGGCCCAGAUAAUAUUUGUGGGGAAAAUUUCGGUAGAAUGUGCUGA